AUGGAGGCCAGUCGCAGCCACGUCAAUCUUACUCUUCCCCUGUUCCUCUUCCUGCUCCUGUCUCCUGGAGCCUCGGUAACCGGCGUAUCCGAUCUGCUCAACGAGGGCAGCAACAUCACCGACGGCAACACGCUGGUCUCAGCCGAUGGGUCGUUCAUCCUGGGCUUCUUCUCUCCCCGGGUGUCCACCAACAGAUACCUCGGGAUAUGGUUCUCCGUGUCCAACACCACCGUCUGCUGGGUGGCGAACCGUGAAAGGCCCCUGAACAGCACGGCGGGGGUUCUGGUGUUCAGCGACACCGGAAACCUUCUCCUGCUUGAUGGCUCAGGCCAGACCGUAUGGACAUCCAACUCCACCACGAGGGCAGCUCCUAGGGUUGCGCAGCUUCUUGAAUCCGGCAACCUGGUCAUCCGUGAACAAGCCGGCCACACCACCGUGUGGCAAUCGUUCGAUUAUCUGUCCGACACGCUGCUUCCUGGUAUGAAGAUGGGCAAGAACCGAUGGACAGGGUCCGAGUGGUACCUCUCGUCGUGGCGUUCAGCCGACGACCCGUCUCCGGCCUAUCGGUUCGUCACGGAGGUGAACGGGCUUCCGGACAACACCCUCUGGGACGGGAGCACCAAAGUCUACCGCACAGGGCCCUGGAACGGACUGCGGUUCAGCGGCACCACGGAGGACGCGAGCUACACCAGCAUGUUCAAGUUCGUCGUGACCAUCAACGACGGGGAGGUAACCUUCGGGUACACGGCGACACCCGGCACGCCCCCUUCCCGCAUCUUGGCGACGUCCACCGGCUUUGUCAAGCGGCUGGUAUGGGAGGCGAGCGCGCAACGAUGGGAGACCUUCUUGAAGGGGCCGAGGGACGUCUGCGACGCCUACGCCAUGUGCGGGCCGUUCGGCCUCUGCAACGCCAACGCUCCUUCGACGUCCUUCUGCAGCUGUCCCAGGGGCUUCACCCCGGCGUCCCCCGCGGAGUGGGACCUGAGGGAGAACUCGGGUGGAUGCCGGCGAAGUGCCGCGCUAGACUGCGCCCAAGGGAACGAGGGCGCCAGCACCAGCAGCACGGACGGGUUCAUGGUGCUCCAGGGCGUGAAGCUCCCCGACACGUUCAACGCAUCGGUGGAUGCGAGCACCACGGUGGAGGAGUGCAGGGCCAGGUGCUUCGCCAACUGCUCCUGCGUGGCCUAUGCCCCUGCUGAUAUCAAGGUAGGUGCUGUCGCUGGGUGCAUCAUCUGGACAGGAAACAUCACCGACCUACGCUACGUGGAUGGAGGGCAGGCUUUGUACAUGAGGCUGCCAAAGUCUGAACUAGGUGCGUACAACCUCCUCCUCUCGCUAUUUUCACCGAAAACAACAAUUUCAAUUAUAAGUCUUUCAGAUGCUACCGACCCCGCUGCUAGUCGUCGAGAUCGUGCUUCGACUGUCGGGUCGGUCCCUGCAGCUGAUCCAUCUACUAUGACUGAAGCCACGGAAGAAUUUUCCGAAGCCGGCAUAUGUGUCCCUGCAGUAGAUCUGCCUUCUAUAAAGGCGGCCACAGACGAUUUUUCUGAUAGCAAUAUCAUUGGCAAAGGCGGAUUUGGCGUGGUUUACAAGGCCCGAUUAAAUGGUGAUGUCAUCGCUGUAAAAAGACUUAGACCAUCUGGCCGUACGGAAAAAGGCAAGAAUGACUUCACAAGAGAAGUGGAAGUGAUGUCAAGGGUCACGCAUAUAAAUCUUGUGAAACUAGUUUCCUACUGCCAGGAAGAAGACGAGUGGAUACUAGUCUACGAGUACAUGCCCAACAAAAGUUUGAGCCCCUACAUAUUUGGAGAAAACUCAUCACCCCGUCCAUCGUUGACUUGGUUUCAAAGGCUAGAGAUAAUCCGUGGUAUUGCGAUAGGUGUUGAUUACCUUCACAACAAGGAAGUCAUCCACAGAGAUCUUAAGUUGCCGAACAUACUCUUGGAUCACGAGCUAAAGCCUAAGAUAGCGGACUUCGGCACCGCAAAGCUAUUUAUUGAUGAUCAGACGAACCCAACAUUAGUACAAACACCGGGAUACAUUGCUCCAGAGUAUGCAAGGGAAGGCAACCUGACGCUCAAGUGUGACGUAUACAGUUUUGGAGUGGUCUUGCUAGAGAUAGUCUCUGGCAAAAAGAUCACUUCCGCAAAAACGUUUCUUCUUGAUGCAUGGAGGUAUUGGAACAAAGGAAAAAUCAAGGCCCUUCUUGAUUCGCAGGUGGCUGAACCUAACCAUCAGCUCUCGUUGGAUCUAUCCAGGGUUAUCCAGAUCGGGCUUCUCUGCGUUCAACCAAUGCCCAAUGACAGGCCUACCAUGCCAGAGGUGGUCGUAAUGCUAACUGACAGCAGUUCAUGGCUCGCUAGGCCCAAGAAGCACGAGUUUAAUGGCUAUAUGUCACAAUGA
Triticum aestivum (bread wheat) is the source of this 2403-nucleotide messenger RNA. Its product is annotated as receptor-like serine/threonine-protein kinase SD1-8. Gene Ontology annotation, biological process: protein phosphorylation; recognition of pollen. The record is from RefSeq and is a predicted model, not a curated record. Gene Ontology annotation, molecular function: protein serine/threonine kinase activity; ATP binding. Lineage: Eukaryota; Viridiplantae; Streptophyta; Magnoliopsida; Poales; Poaceae. The transcript is spliced from 8 exons. The coding region runs from base 1 to 2403 and encodes 800 amino acids.